This is a messenger RNA of Chinchilla lanigera (long-tailed chinchilla), 1441 nucleotides long. RefSeq names its product low density lipoprotein receptor-related protein associated protein 1 (gene Lrpap1). Lineage: Eukaryota; Metazoa; Chordata; Mammalia; Rodentia; Chinchillidae. The record is from RefSeq and is a predicted model, not a curated record. Gene Ontology annotation, biological process: negative regulation of receptor internalization; negative regulation of very-low-density lipoprotein particle clearance. The transcript has 8 exons. The coding region runs from base 26 to 1105 and encodes 359 amino acids. Gene Ontology annotation, molecular function: heparin binding; low-density lipoprotein particle receptor binding; receptor antagonist activity. Gene Ontology annotation, cellular component: endomembrane system; cis-Golgi network; rough endoplasmic reticulum lumen.
AGGGCGGGGCCCGCGGCAGAGGAAGAUGGCGCUACGCAGGGUGAACGUCUGUGUGCCCAUGGUUCCGCUGCUGCUGCUUCUGCUGCUGCUGUCGCUCGGGCCCCGGCCCGCGGCGAGCCACGGCGGCAAGUACUCGCGGGAGAAGAACGAACCCCCGCCGCCCGCUUCGCGCGAGCCGGGGGAGGAGUUCCGCAUGGAGAAGCUGAACCAGCUGUGGGAGAAGGCCCGGCGGCUGCAUCUCUCUCCUGUGAAGCUGGCCGAGCUGCACGCCGAUCUGAAGAUGCAGGAAAGGGAUGAGCUGAGCUGGAAGAAGCUGAAGGCGGAAGGGCUGGACGAGGACGGGGAGAAGGAGGCCCAGCUCCUCCGCAGCCUCAACGUCAUCCUGGCUAGGUACGGGCUGGAUGGGAGGAAGGACGCACAGGUGGUGCACAGCAACGCGCUGGCCAACGACGCCCAGGACGACGCGCUGGGUGACCCUCGGCUGGAGAAGCUGUGGCACAAGGCGAAGACCUCGGGGAAGUUCUCCAGUGAAGAGUUGGACAAGCUGUGGCGGGAGUUCCUGCACCACAAAGACAAGGUCCACGAGUACAACGUGCUGCUGGACACGCUGAGCAGGACGGAAGAGGCCUACAACAACGCCAUCGGCCCCAUGGACCUGAGCCACAGCAAGAGCGAUGUCCUGUCCAGCAAGCACAGCGAGCUCAAGGAGAAGCUGCGGAGCAUCAACCGGGGCCUGGACCGCCUGCGGAAGGUCAGCCAUCAGGGCUAUGGCCCCACUGCAGAGUUCGAGGAGCCCCGGGUGACCGAGCUGUGGGACCUGGCCCAGACGGCCAACUUCACGGAGAAGGAGCUGGAGUCCUUCCGGGAAGAGCUCAAGCACUUCGAAGCCAAGAUUGAGAAGCACAACCACUACCAGAAGCAGCUGGAGAUCUCGCACGAGAAGCUGAGGCACGUGGAGCGCGUGGGCGACCAGGAGCACGUCAGCCGCAACAGGGAGAAGUACGCACUGCUGGAGGAGAAGACCAAGGAGCUGGGCUACAAGGUGAAGAAGCAUCUGCAGGACCUGUCCAGCAGGGUCUCCAGGGCGCGACACAACGAGCUCUGAGGCCGGCACCAGUGGUGGAGUCGGCGCAGAGGGCCCAGGGCUCUCCCGGUGUUGUCUGUGCGGGCAGACCCGGAGUUACAGUGGCAGGUGGGGCCCAGCGCCGCAGCCAAGAGGACCCCUGUGGAUGCGUCUCAGACCCAUGACCUGGCCCACCUGAGGCUGACAGGUUUCCUGUGCUGUGAAGCAAACAAAGCCGGCACCACCGGGGGGGGGGCCUUGAGGUCCAGCUGCCAUCAGGUGUGACGAUCCUCGGACAGUCCAUGUCACAGUCCUGCAAAUUUGCCACUGGAAAUGUUACACAGAGUCCUUAAAACACGUGACAGUCUGUGACCGUCA